AUGACUGUGACUAAGAGGAACGAAUCUGCUUCCAGCUCUCCACCACCGCUUGAGCCGAGCGAAGACGGAGAGCAGCUGUUCAACAAGGACGGCAGUCGACGCAAGUCUCGCGUACUCCGUCGGAAGACGGACCACUCCAUCAUCGAGCGGCGUCGACGAGAAAAGAUCAACGAGAAGUUAGUAGCGUUGCAGAACAUCGUUCCAGCUUGCCGAAAGGAGUGCCAGGACCUCAUCGAGCGCAAGUUCGUCGCACCACUACGCGAAACCGAGGACGACGACGCAAGAGGCAGUUCUGCAAGCAAGAAGACCGCCAAGCGCAAGCGAGAAGAAGAAAAGCUCAAAAAGGCGAAGGACGAGAUGACGGAGAAAAUUCAGACAAGCAUGAUGCUCGAAAAGCUCUGCAUCAUCAGUCAUACACUGGACUUUGUGCUGAAGCUGCAGGAGGAAAACAGAGCGCUCAGAGCAUUGUGCAAAUGCCAGGCCGAGCGUCGAGCUUCCAUCACAAGCGAUGUCGAGCUGGAUGAGCAUUAUCACAAUGCUCACAGCAACGAUGUCCAGCAGGAGGCCGCAAGUCAGGCUCUCAGUAGGAUUGCUUUCCUCAUGGAGGACAUGAAGCGCCCUUCUCUAUCGUCGUCCUCGUCGGAAGAAGAGACACUGUUACAAGAAGAUCUACAGAGGCCAGCAAAGCGCCGGCUACAUUGGGGUAGCGACGACGUGCGUGAGGCUUCUAUUCGUAGUGAAAUCUGUCGUCUCCGAUGUCAUGCAACCCCCGAGGACCAUGUCCGCCGUCGCGAACGUUCCCUAUCGCUCAACGAAGCACAGACGAUACCUCGCAUUGGCAGCAAGGAGCAGAAGACUGUCUUGACCUUACAUGGCGGCCAGCUUUCAGUAACGGACUCUAGCACCUGUCAUUCAUUCUGUCGAACAAGACCCUCUUCCUGCCGAGAAGAGGAGCAGAGCUCGGAGACCUCUUCAGACGCUUUCGAGAGCCUGCCCUCACCCCCUCCAUACCCGCAGGGAUGGCAGCAAGCCAGUUUCAUCGGCCAGUAUGCACUUUCUGGUCGCCCUCGAUUGCCACCCAUAGCCAAUUUGGGAUUGCCUAAGCAAGGGUCACAAAUUGCAACUCUCAGACAUGACACGUUCGCAUCCCUGUACCGCAGAGACGUGCCUAGAGUAACUGAGACUGCAACAUCUCGGGCUUUCCGUCCUUUGUCCUUAUAUACUUCACAUACCUCGCCAACUGGUCUUUCGACCGUCAAGCCAUAG
Molecule: messenger RNA, 1266 nt
Organism: Ustilago hordei
Lineage: Eukaryota; Fungi; Basidiomycota; Ustilaginomycetes; Ustilaginales; Ustilaginaceae
Exons: 1
Coding region: 1-1266 (421 amino acids)
Biological process (GO): regulation of transcription by RNA polymerase II
Molecular function (GO): RNA polymerase II cis-regulatory region sequence-specific DNA binding; protein dimerization activity; DNA-binding transcription factor activity, RNA polymerase II-specific
Source: RefSeq, a predicted model, not a curated record